Molecule: messenger RNA, 596 nt
Organism: Tigriopus californicus
Lineage: Eukaryota; Metazoa; Arthropoda; Copepoda; Harpacticoida; Harpacticidae
Gene: RpL35
Product: large ribosomal subunit protein uL29-like
Exons: 3
Coding region: 157-528 (123 amino acids)
Biological process (GO): maturation of LSU-rRNA from tricistronic rRNA transcript (SSU-rRNA, 5.8S rRNA, LSU-rRNA); translation
Cellular component (GO): ribosome; cytosolic large ribosomal subunit
Molecular function (GO): mRNA binding; structural constituent of ribosome
Source: RefSeq, a predicted model, not a curated record
UUGCUAAACGGAGUACAGUUUCAAAUUCUCGUCCAAAACUAGCCCAAUCUAAAGUAUUUGUGUCACCCUGGUCUCUUCUCAGUUCAUUUUGCUGUACAUGAUCAGCGGCCCUACUCUUCCUUUUCCCCCCGAACAGCGGAUCAACAAACCUGGAAAAUGGGUCGUGUUAAGUGUUCGGAGCUGCGGACCAAGAACAAGGAUGAGCUGACCAAGCAAUUGGACACGCUCAAGACGGAACUGGCUUCGUUGCGCGUGGCCAAAGUCACGGGUGGAGCCGCCUCCAAGCUGUCCAAGAUCCGCGUGGUUCGAAAGUCCAUCGCUCGCGUGUACAUCGUCAUGCACCAGAAGCAGAAGGAGAACUUACGGAAACUGUACAAGGGCAAGAAGUACGUUCCCAUUGACUUGCGUAUGAAGAAGACUCGCGCCAUGCGAAAGGCUUUAACCAAGCACGAGGCCGGCCUCAAGACGGCCAAGGAGCAGAAGAGGCUGCGCGCAUUCCCUCAGAGGAAGUUCGCCGUCAAGGUCUAAACCAAUCGCCAUGAUCGUCUCUUUUCCCUGAUGCCGUUAUUACUACACAAUAAACCCUAAAAAACUAA